Messenger RNA from Python bivittatus (Burmese python), 1955 nucleotides. It is a transcript of the gene RRAGD, whose product is annotated as Ras related GTP binding D. The record is from RefSeq and is a predicted model, not a curated record. Lineage: Eukaryota; Metazoa; Chordata; Lepidosauria; Squamata; Pythonidae. Gene Ontology annotation, cellular component: nucleus; lysosome; Gtr1-Gtr2 GTPase complex. Gene Ontology annotation, biological process: positive regulation of TORC1 signaling; negative regulation of autophagy; cellular response to starvation. Gene Ontology annotation, molecular function: GTPase activity; GTP binding.
UCUCUCCUCUGGGAGGGACUGUAGGGCCUUGGCUGACUUUCCUUUGACAACUGCGACGAGGAGGAAGAAAAAGAGAAGGAAGGAAACAAUUUAGGCUCGAGUGCCCGAGAGGCAACCUGGAGAGACGACACCGCGGGAAGACCGGUGCUUGGCAAGGGCGAAACCGGGGCGGGAUCAGGAUGAGCCAGGUGCCAGGGAAGUUGAAGGAGCAGGAGGACGACGAAGGAGCGGAGGAAGAGGAGGAGGAAGAAGAGGAGGAAGAGGAGGAAGAAGAGGACGAGAUUGUUGGGCUAGCAGAUUACGGGGAUGGGAGUGAGUCUUUCUCGGAUGGCGACCACGAGAAAAGCGGGGACGGGGCGUUUCUAGAUUUCAGUGAUCCUUUUAGUACUGAAGUUAAGCCAAGAAUCCUGCUCAUGGGACUGAGAAGAAGUGGGAAGUCUUCCAUUCAGAAAGUUGUUUUUCAUAAAAUGUCACCAAAUGAAACUCUUUUCUUGGAGAGCACUAACAAGAUCUGUCGAGAAGAUGUUUCCAACAGCUCCUUUGUUAACUUUCAGAUAUGGGACUUUCCCGGACAGAUUGAUUUUUUUGAUCCUACUUUUGACUAUGAAAUGAUUUUCCGUGGCACUGGAGCACUGAUAUUUGUGAUUGAUUCUCAGGAUGACUAUAUGGAAGCAUUAGCUAGAUUGCAUCUUACUGUGACAAGAGCAUAUAAAGUAAAUCCAGAUAUAAACUUUGAAAUAUUUAUUCACAAAGUUGAUGGAUUAUCUGAUGAUCACAAAAUUGAAACACAAAGAGACAUUCAUCAGCGGGCAAAUGAUGAUCUUGCAGAUGCUGGAUUAGAAAAAAUCCACUUGAGCUUUUAUUUGACAAGUAUAUAUGACCAUUCUAUAUUUGAAGCAUUCAGCAAAGUGGUUCAGAAAUUAAUUCCACAGCUUCCAACUUUGGAAAACUUGCUUAACAUUUUUAUCUCGAAUUCUGGAAUUGAGAAAGCAUUUCUCUUUGAUGUAGUAAGUAAAAUUUAUAUUGCAACUGAUAGUACCCCAGUGGACAUGCAAACUUAUGAGCUCAGCUGUGAUAUGAUAGAUGUUGUCAUUGACAUUUCCUGCAUCUAUGGGCUCAAACAAGAUGGUGCUGGAACACCUUAUGAUAAAGAAUCAACAGCAAUAAUAAAAUUGAACAAUACAACAGUCCUUUACCUAAAGGAAGUGACAAAGUUCCUUGCACUAGUCUGCUUUGUCAGAGAAGAAAGCUUUGAGAGAAAAGGACUAAUAGACUACAACUUCCACUGCUUCCGCAAAGCCAUACAUGAAGUGUUUGAAGUGAGAAUGAAAGUAGUCAAAGCACAAAAGCAUCAGAACCAAGUACAGAAGAACAAGAGGGCCACGCUUAAUGGUACACCUAGAAUGCCACUGUAAUUGAACUGCUUACCACACUGGUAACAUCUAAGGCUUAUUAUUUGGUGUAGUGCCACCAAAUUUGAGAACCAGCACAUGAAUGGGACUGGUAUAUUCUUCACUUGGAAUUUUCCACACUAGCCACUCUUCAAAACACUGUACAUAUUAAAAACAGAACUGUUUUGCACUUUUGCCAGGUUUCAUGGUGAAAAUGAACUUUUGAUAAACAAAAUAUUACUUUUUAUGUAUGGUCUUGAGUAGAAUAUAUAUCAUAGUACAUCUACAUGCUGCAGACAAAUAAACAAUCAAGAAAACAUGGUAAGAUUACUUUUUUUACAAGUCUGUGAAUAUUUUCCAUCUUGUAAACUGGAAUUUAAAAGUAUAGUACAAUAGCAAUAAAAAUAUUUAUUAGUUGUCCUUACUGGUACACUAAAAGUUUUGUUUUAAAAAAGUAUUUGAAAUUGAAUAUCUCCCCAGUCAUUCCAUACAUUCUGAAAAAUCAUCUUACUCUUUAUAUUACCUCUACAUAAAAGUACCUUUCUAUAAAGAGACUUAUUUUGA